CUAAUUCUGAACCUGCUUUCUGUUUCACAAACCCAUCAUUACAAUUUACAAACUUCCAUUUUACUGUUUUCCAUUUCUCACCGCCAAUUGUCAUUUUACAAAAACCAUCAUAUUUAAUGUUUUCAUAAACAAACAAAAACUCCUCCAUUUACUAUACUCUCUUUCUCCCUUAUUCCUCUCUAACAAACUAUACUAUUAUCCCUUCUUCUUCUUCAUCAAUGGCGCCUCCUUCUUCUUCCUCUAUCAGUCCUUCUCUCCCUUCUCGAUCCCACCUCUUCACUCCUAUUCAGGAAGGGAAUGAAAGUGAAGAAACCGAAGAACGACACCGUUUUGAAUCGGCAACAACACCAAGUACUGUAGCAAGUUCUUCUGCUUGUACUGAUACCAUCUUCCAUUACCAUCACUAUCCUACUCCACUUCAUGAACCGGGUAAAACACCGGCGGCUAAAUCCCGUAAACCCCCUGAAUAUUAUUCCGAUCGAACCGUCUCUUGCAACAACUGUCGUCCUACAACUCGUGAAAAAACCUCCGUCAUGGUGGUCCCCGUUGAUAACCAUGUCCGAAAACUUUCUCUCUCCUCCAUGUCACCCAGUCCUAAUGGUAUUUUCAAAUCCCUCAUCGCCGGACUUUCUCUCCGGAGUCCUAAACCUUCACGUUCUCCGGCGGCAGAAUGUUCUUCAGUCCAAGAAAGGGAAGAACACUGGAGAAUUGCAGUUUCGGAACUUUCUCAUAAACUUGUUCAGGCUACUAGAAGAAGAGAUGAAGCUAUUUUAGAAGCUUCUAAACUCAAAUACUCCAUGUCUGAACUUGAAAAGAAGCUUAACCGUCUUGAAAUCUAUUGUCAUAAUCUCAAAUCUGGGCUUGAUAUAUGUAACCAGACCCAAUUACAAAGUCCGGUGAACAACAAAUUCUCUAGCCCGGGAAGAGCUUGGAGUAUCUCAAAUCAUCAAAACCAUAACAACCAUGACAUCAUCAUUCAAAGUUUUCUGGUUUCAGUUUCUGAAGCUCGAUCCUCGAUCAGAUUUUUGAGCAAAUUUCUUUGUUCUCAGUUGAAAUUAAUGGGGAUUAAAGUGUUUGAUAGAUUAUCAACCGUUUUGAAAUCAUAUGAUUUUAAACCAUCAUCUUCUUCAAACAAUCAAUACAAGAGUUUACAGAUUUACUUAGAAGCGUUAUUGAAUUCUGCUUUUUACGAGGAUUUUGAAUGUUCUGGGUUUAUGAAAAACUCCAUGGAUCAGAUUUUAAACCCAAUUGAUCGAUGCGAAGCGAAUUAUACAGCCUAUAAUGCGUUGAAAGAUUUGGCAUGGGAGGAGGUAUUGAAUAAAGGAACGAAGCAUUUCAGUGAAGAAUUCAGUAGAUUUUGCGAUCGAAAGAUGAGUGAAAUUGUGGGUAUGUUGGGAUGGAACAGGGCAUGGCCGGAACAACUGCUACAAGCUUUUUUCGGGGCUUCGAAAGGUGUUUGGUUGGUUCAUCUUUUGUCAAAUUCCGUUCAUCCGAGGUUGACGAUAUACCGGGUCGAAAAAGGGGCCCAAUUUGACCCGGUGUAUAUGGAGGAUAUGGGUGGAGAUAAGGCGAAGAAAUUGAUACCAACAAUGGUGAAGAUAAUGGUGGCACCAGGGUUCUUUGUUUAUGAUAAUGUGGUGAAGAGCAAGGUGAUUAGCAGGUAUUAUAAUAGUAAUUAGUGUUUUUAAUGGUAAUGGUAUGUGAUUAUAAUAUGAUUGGGUUGUCAUCACUAUUUAUUAUCAUGUAUGGUAAAAUUAAAUAUUCCAAAAAUAUACUAAUAAAAAGUUUGGUUUUGUUGGUAUGUUGAUAUUAGAGUAUAUUUUAACUUAAUAAUAUUUAUGGGCUAUUCACUGAUUUUUUGU
Amaranthus tricolor (Joseph's coat) is the source of this 1862-nucleotide messenger RNA. RefSeq names its product IRK-interacting protein. NCBI's taxonomy places the organism in Eukaryota, Viridiplantae, Streptophyta, Magnoliopsida, Caryophyllales, Amaranthaceae. The transcript has 2 exons. The coding region runs from base 219 to 1679 and encodes 486 amino acids. The record is from RefSeq and is a predicted model, not a curated record.